CCAUGGAAACAAAGAAGUCUUCUCCUGCCUGGGCAUCCAGCUGGCUGUCAGCUGCUUCCUGCAGCGAGGUCACCCAGAGGUCACCGUCUUUGUCCCGUCAUGGAGGAAGGAGCAGCCACGGCCCGACGUCCCCAUCACAGAUCAACACAUCCUGCAGGAGCUGGAGAAGAAGAAGAUCCUGGUCUUCACUCCGUCCCGUCGAGUUGCAGGAAAACGAGUCGUUUGUAACGACGACUCGUUCAUCGUGAAGCACGCCUUCGAGUCGGACGGAGUGAUCGUGUCCAACGACAUGUUCCGGGACCUGCAGGACCUGAACCCAGACUGGAAGCGCUUCAUCGAGGAGCGGCUCCUCAUGUUCUCCUUCGUCAACAACAAGUUUAUGCUUCCUGAUGACCCCCUGGGCCGACACGGGCCCACCCUGGACAACUUCCUGAGGAAGUUCCCCAAGACCCAGAAGAAGCAGGCGUGUCCUUACGGGAGGAAGUGUACCUACGGGACAAAGUGCAGGUUCCUCCACCCAGAGAGGACCAGGCAGAGACCGCCUGCCGUCCCAGAACCCAGUCUGGUGGACGACAUACCCAGGAAGCUGUCCCUGGGACCCACGUCCUCAGAGAGACAUGGACACGUGGGUCAGAGCCGGCAGAACCAACGUCCCGGCAGGAAGUCUCAGACCAGGAAGGACAGGACUAGCCAGCAGUCGGACCACGUCUCGCUGAAGGACCACGUCUCCAUGGGGGUCCAAGGCUCAGAAAAGGACAGGAUGUCUCAGGAUCAGCUGGACUCUGGUUUGGGAUCCAUGGACAGUCAGCUGGAGUCCACGUGGAGCCAUCAUCAGUCUUACAGUAGAGUCCAGAAGGACUUCUGUCCUCCCAGCAGUCCACCCUGCAGCUGCUGCUGUCCCAGUCCCUUCCAGCCCCCCGGCCUCGUCCCCAGGACUGAUCUGUCCCCCCACAGUCCCCGUCCUUACCCGAGCUGCUGCAUGGUCCCGCUCAGUCAGCACGGCAGACUGCACCCCCAGCGCCUGUUCUGGUCCGACCCGGUCCGUCCCUCGGAGACACACGUCCAGCCGGGGCGGCUCUCGCUGUGGGACCGUCCCCCGAGUCCCGGCGGGACGGAGAGGGCUGUCGUCAGGAAGAACCUCCUCGCCAUCUUCAGCGCCCAGCAGGUGGACGCAGUCAUGAGCAGGUCCCCGGACCAGCUGGACCCCCAGAGACUGGUGGCAGACAUCCUGAUGCUGCAGAACCAGAACRGGUCUCUGAGAUGAGUCCGGUCCAGGGACAACAUGAGUCAUUGGUCCUGUGGUGUCCUCGCUGUCCCCACACUGACCAGGACCUGAGUCCUGGUUCUCCAGUUUUAUUUGGUUUCUGUCGUGGAUCUGGGUCCAUCAGAACUGAAUCCUGGUUCUUAUUGUCCUCCUGGACUCAUGUCUCCCUCGCUGAGCGUCGAGUUCACCUGGAGCUGAACCUGACGUGACGCAUUAUGACUUCAAUUCUUUUAACAGUGGGUAAACUAGCUUCACUAACGCUAAUCUGCUAAUCUGAUAAACAAUAAUCUGCUAAUCUGAUAAACAAUAAUCUGACCUGCUAAUCAGUUAAAAAAAUUGUGGAAGUUAACGCUAACCUCUAAGAUGACUGGUCAGUUUUUAGCUUUCUGUUGGUUAUAAUCUGUCUAACUUCUACAUCCAGUUUAACCCUUUCAGAAUAAAAGCAUUUCUUUGAUCAAGUUUGAAGUUAAUCAAACAGUACAUAUUAUACAUAUUUUAUUUGUAGUUUGAAUUUUUAUAUUCAUUAUUUAAAUGUUGUUAAAUGUUUUUUUGUUUUU
This is a messenger RNA of Austrofundulus limnaeus, 1821 nucleotides long. Its product is annotated as ribonuclease ZC3H12A. Gene Ontology annotation, biological process: 3'-UTR-mediated mRNA destabilization. Lineage: Eukaryota; Metazoa; Chordata; Actinopteri; Cyprinodontiformes; Rivulidae. Gene Ontology annotation, molecular function: RNA endonuclease activity; metal ion binding; mRNA binding. The record is from RefSeq and is a predicted model, not a curated record. Gene Ontology annotation, cellular component: cytoplasmic ribonucleoprotein granule; nucleus.